This is a messenger RNA of Phytophthora nicotianae INRA-310, 600 nucleotides long. RefSeq lists its product as hypothetical. Lineage: Eukaryota; Oomycota; Peronosporomycetes; Peronosporales; Peronosporaceae. The record is from RefSeq and is a predicted model, not a curated record. The coding region runs from base 1 to 600 and encodes 199 amino acids. The transcript is spliced from 2 exons. Gene Ontology annotation, molecular function: GTPase activator activity.
AUGUCGAGCAGCGGCAGCAUGCGCAGCCCCGGGCAGGGCGGCGCCAUCAGCAAGCGCUUCAACAAGGCGCGGAGACGUGGCAACAGCCAAGGGGAGGCUCUCUCCAGCGGCAGCGGCAGCGCCUUCGGGGGGAUGAGUCCCGUGGGCAGCUUCGGUAAUAGUGGACGUAACACCAUCAGCUUCGGCAAACCGGCGCUGUCCUCGUCGCCUGCGACGACUCCUGGCCAGCACAUGAACUCAAUUAAGGACGAUUCGUCUGGCUUCGUGUCCAGCAAGACGGGGUUCCUCACUAAGCGCGCCAUGUCGAGUAUGGACGCGUUCGCUAACUGGAAGGAGCGCUUCUUCGUGUUGGCUGAGGGCCAUCUGUCCUACUAUAAGCAGGGCGGAGGCUUCUUCAACACUGGCAAGGAAGACAUCGUCCAUCUUAAGGGCGAACUAGAGCUCACGCCCGAUACGAUCGUACGGAAGAGCAAUAUCGACGACAAAGCCAAUUGCUUCGAGGUGGUGACCCCCACUAAGAAAAUGUUCUGUCAGGCCAGCACGGCCAGAGAGAUGGAGGACUGGGUCAAGUCUGCAGUUUCCACGACGCAGCGCCUGUGA